Messenger RNA from Trichoplusia ni (cabbage looper), 2677 nucleotides. RefSeq lists its product as uncharacterized. Lineage: Eukaryota; Metazoa; Arthropoda; Insecta; Lepidoptera; Noctuidae. Gene Ontology annotation, molecular function: transmembrane monodehydroascorbate reductase activity. The transcript is spliced from 6 exons. The record is from RefSeq and is a predicted model, not a curated record. The coding region runs from base 53 to 1558 and encodes 501 amino acids.
AGUUUAAUGUUAGUUUUAUUAAGUUAAAUUGUAUUUAAAUUUAAAAGUGACAAUGGAUGUCGCAGACAGGGCGUGUAAUUUAGAAUGCGUAAAAAGGGCUCCCCCUAGGCAUGAAUUUGUCGGUCCUGUGAAGAUAGUUCUAAUGGAACCCUUGCCUGAAGACUACAGCCGUAAAGCAUGUGGUUCCGGUUGUCUAUCUCUGGCAAACUUGUUCAUGGGAGCUGUCGUGUUUACAAUAUUUUUUUUUACGUUGACUUUCAAGUUAGACUACCCUGAGAACGUGCAUAUAUUGUUGUGUACGAUGGGGUUCCAGUUGUUUUUGCCCGCUGGUAUAAUGAUGGCAAACAGUUUGUUUGGUGGUGCUGCUCAACUAAGGCCCUCAGCAAGAAAAGUGCAGCAUUUUUUGUUGCAAGUAUUCGCGAUUCUUUGCGGCAUCGGUGGUUCCGCACUCGUGUUUCUGUUUGGAUCAGCAGAAAAAAAACUUACAAUACAUUCAAUUACAGGUGCAGCAGGCGUUUUAUUGAUGGCUCUCACCAGUCUGAUUGGUCCAACGGUGUUCGUCACUGAUGACACCAAGUCGUUUGGGAAAUUCAAUAGGAAUGCACAUCUUGUUUUCGGCGUACCAGCGUUCUUGGUAUCGACAGCCUCGUUCAUGCUCGGAUUGAUGAAACCUAGUUUUGUUGAAUGGUCAAAGACCUUAGCAGUGAAAAAUUUCAAUUACAUUUUAAUGGCAUUAACAGGCAUCUACUCACUAUUGAUGUUGAACGCUAUGCAGUUGAGGUUAAGUUUGAGUGAACAAAGUACGGAUUGGAUUAAAUUUUACGAUAAAAAAUCACAAAGUUUCCUAAAAAUGGAUGAUAAUAAUAAUAUUGAGCCAGUUAUUGAACCCGAGAGGCCUAAGCCGAAGCUUAAGUGUGUUUUAAAGUUCGCUUCACCUAUGUCUGUGUCGAUGAUAGAAAACUUUGGCGAUAUAUAUAUACGGGGAGCCUUGUGUGCCCUUGGCAUUGGUCUCUCUCAAGUGUUCAUGGGAGGUGUGCUCAUCAUCAUCGUUAUAUAUGGAAGACAUUUUAAAGAUGAUCAUGCGAGGUUUUGUAGUUUUGGUUAUCAUUUCUUCGUUGUCGAGGCCAUACUGAGCCUCAGUUAUAUAAAUGGUUGGGCAACGCCUCUGCGGACAAGGCAUAGGAGACUCGCGCAUGUGGUUCUUCAAGUUUGCGGCUUUGUUUGCGCUGCAUAUGGAAUAGUUCAAGUUACGAUAAGAGAAGGAGUAUCGAAAACCGUACAUGGGUUAUCAGGAGCAAUUCUGGCAGUCCUUACGGUAUUAAGUUUUGUGGUUGGUCCUUUUAUUCUGAAGAAUGUACACAGGGCUCACACUCUUCACAUAGUGUUCGGUAUCCCAACUUUAUUAAUGUCUGGUAUAUGCGUUUGUUACGGUUUGUUGAAACCAGAGUUCACUGACUGGGCUGGGUUAGACCUAGUACGGAUAUUAAUAGGUUUCGUAAUGUUUUACUGCAUUUUAAUUGCUGUCACGACUAUUAUGAAGUGUUUGAAGAGGAUCUAAGAUUAAGCUUUUGUAUUUUUUAUUUUUUUUACACAUGAUAUUAUUAUACAUUAUUAUUAUAUUUAAUCAAGUUCUCUUAUUACUCUAGCUUUCUAAAUAUAAAAUCUAUUGGUAUAACAUUUUAAUAACAAGGAAAGGUUUAGGUACAUCACUUCGAAUUUAACCACAAAACAUAUAGUCAAGUCAGACUGAAUUGUGCUUUGUGGGAAAAUGUGAAGUGCAAACUUCGUUAUGUACAAGAAUAAGAAUAAUAAUAAUUUCACUAAUUAAUAUAAUUUAUUAGAUAGCUAUAGGUCAGAUGAUUAUCAAAAAUACCCAAGUGCCAAUUACUUUCAUAUCAAUCAGAUUGAUCUACAUAAAACUAUUUUAUUACUAAUUGAAUAAUUGUUGAUGACUAUCAAUGAUAGCCAAAAAUACGUACUUUCUUACCUACGCACGUUGAAACAUAACUUUUCUAUGAUCGAGUAAAUAAGUAAAUACAAUGUCUUCUUUGCGAAUAAUAAUUUACAGACGCCUUGGCAUUGGUAUAAAACGAAUAUUCACAUACAAUAGAAAACUCGUUUCUGUUUUGCAAAAUAGUUUCAUUAUUUUCUUUGAAUAAAGCCCUUGAGCUUCUCAGAUGAUAAUAUGAUGUGGACACGCCGUAAGUAAUUUAAAUAAUUACGCUAAGUUCGCUACAGUUUUUGUAACUAAUUUUUAACGUAAAUAAUUUAGUUUCUUAAUCCUUACUAACAUUAAGUAUUUUUUAUUUUAUAAACGCUUCUGGUGUCAACGUCAUUGAAGUAUCUAGCAAAAAAGGGUUAAAAGUAAUGCAUUGGACGCAGGGCCCGUUAUCAAAGGCUGGCGAUAAAUCCGCUCCACAGAGUGGUCCCGUAUUUUAUCUUGCGAAUGUCAUCUGAGGCAGUUGAUAAUGUAAUAUCUACAUACGUCAUGUCCUACCGUUUGUGGCUCUUGAAUCCGCCGAUAGAAUACGAAUAAUGUCGCAGUGGGCUCCCGGUCAAAGGUCUACACACUCCUGCUCGUAGUGUCGCAUUUAUCAAAAGAUAUGGUCGUACAUCUCGAACAUUAGCAAUGGCAACAAUACUCUAUUCCAGAAUGUGCGUAUCGAGAGCCAUUACU